CGUUCUUCUGCUUGCGUAGCUUCCAUAUACGUUUUGUAUCGUUUAGUCUAGACUCAGCAACCCGCUGCUGUGUUCGGUAUUCAAUUGUCUUCAACAAUGCCUCCCGCCAUCAGUGACGACGAACAGUCGGACGUGAGCGGCGAGUUCGCGAUCCCCAUCAAAGAGAAGCGCGCAAAAUCCCGUUCGGCCGAAUAUCGAGAUGACGUCCUCGAGACUAAGAGCGAGGAGGAGGAAAUUUCUGGUGUCAAGGGCGACUUGAACGGCGGCCGCGCAAAAUCCGUCACCAAGGCCGGGGACGAGAAGGAGGACGACGGUGGCGAAGAAGAUGAGGAUGAGGACGGGGAGGACCUGGAACCUGACGAAUACGUCGUGGAGAAGAUUCUUGACCACCAGGUCGCCGAAGAUGGCACCGUCAACUUCCGCGUCAAGUGGGAGGGCUAUGAGAAGAAGUCCGACCAGACAUGGGAGCCCGAGGACAGCCUGAAGGAGGGCGCAUCCGAGAUCCUGGAGGAAUACCUAAGGAAACUAGGUGGCCGCGAAGCGCUGUUCGAGGAGAAGUCCAAGGCCAAGUCAACCAAGAAGCGUGGCCGUCCUUCCGGGGCUUCAUCUACGCCGUCAGCAACCGGCAAGCGAUCUAGGCAUAACGGCCACCCCAGCGAGUCUACGCCUCCUGCGUCAGCAAGGGAGGCCAAGAGCAAGGCCUGGACUCUACCUAGCGGCAGCUGGGAGGAAGAGGUCGAGAGCAUUGACGCUUGCGAGGACGAGGAAUCAGGAUCCUUGAUAAUAUACCUCAACUGGUGCAAUGGCCAGAAGACCAAGCACUCCAAGGAGGUGGUGUAUAAGCGAUGCCCCCAGAAGAUGUUACAAUUUUACGAAAGGCACAUUCGCAUCAUCAAGGCCGGUCCCGAUGCCGAGAUGGAGGCCGAGUCGUAGGACAGCCAACUAAAGUGUAAAAUUCCAUGGGUUAAGUCUAGGGGCAGGAACGGCGUUUGGUCUGAUGGUAUACUCACAAUUAUCCCUCGUCUUUUGGAAGACUUUCAUUUGCCUGGCUCAUGGCUGUCUUGGUCUUUGCAUGUUCUGCGGUCCUCCAAAGUAGGCCGACGACGUCUCACUUGUAAUCUGGUCUGGAACUUUGUCUGCGGAUAGUCAUCCUGCGUCCGACUUAGCGGAAGCGUGCAAAAUGUGCGAUUAGGAUUUCAAGUUGCUGAAAACAAGCCUCCCUCGACCAGCCGUUCCGUCAUAGACGCCGCGAAAGCCAUCCUGCUCACUCUGCUUGGCCCAAAUCAAGGUGCGGUCGCCAAUCCGCCAAAGCACUCGG
This is a messenger RNA of Colletotrichum destructivum, 1318 nucleotides long. Its product is annotated as Putative chromo/chromo shadow domain, Chromo-like domain superfamily, Chromo domain subgroup protein. The record is from RefSeq and is a predicted model, not a curated record. Gene Ontology annotation, molecular function: chromatin binding. Gene Ontology annotation, biological process: chromatin organization; negative regulation of transcription by RNA polymerase II. The transcript has 6 exons. NCBI's taxonomy places the organism in Eukaryota, Fungi, Ascomycota, Sordariomycetes, Glomerellales, Glomerellaceae. Gene Ontology annotation, cellular component: nucleus; pericentric heterochromatin. Bases 97 to 933 code for a protein of 278 amino acids.